Molecule: messenger RNA, 2025 nt
Organism: Mollisia scopiformis
Lineage: Eukaryota; Fungi; Ascomycota; Leotiomycetes; Helotiales; Mollisiaceae
Product: putative MFS sugar transporter
Exons: 13
Coding region: 178-1902 (574 amino acids)
Biological process (GO): carbohydrate transport; transmembrane transport
Cellular component (GO): membrane
Molecular function (GO): carbohydrate:proton symporter activity
Source: RefSeq, a predicted model, not a curated record
CGCAAUGAAAUAGCGCGGGGCAGCGGGGUGAGGUGAGGUCUAGUGACUUAGAUGUUUGGAAACUAAGCCGACCCAGGAUCAUGAGGUUUUCAUAUAAAUAACAUCCAAGUCCUUUCUUCGCACUUUGGAAGAAAUAUUGCAGAUUCCUAUAAUCGAUUCACGUUUCCUUGUCCCACCAUGGCUUCAAGCGCUACCCCGCCCGUGCUCUCUCGAGACGCGGCUCUCGAACAUCAACCCAAAAAAGGCACAUACCAAAUCGUGCUCGCAAAUCCAUACCUAUUUGGCGUCGCAUUGUUCUCCUCGCUCGGCGGUUUCCUCUUCGGUUAUGACCAGGGCGUCGUAUCCGGUAUCCUAACCAUGGAAUCAUUCGGCGUCGCGUUUCCAAGGACAUAUCUCGAUAGUGGGUUCAAGGGAUGGUUUGUGUCGACUUUGUUACUUGCUGCCUGGUUUGGAUCUCUCCUAAAUGGCCCAAUCGCGGAUCGAGUUGGGAGGAGGAAGUCGAUUAUGUUGGCUAUCGUCAUCUUCACCAUUGGCUCUGCGGUCCAAGCUGGUGCUGUCAGUGUUGCGAUGAUUUUCGUCGGGAGAGCCAUUGCGGGUCUAGCGAUUGGAAUCUUGACUAUGGUAGUACCGCUCUACAUGGCGGAAGUCUCUCUCCCCGAGAUUAGAGGCGGUAUCGUAGUUCUUCAACAACUGGCCAUUACGAUCGGAAUCCUGUUCAGCUUCUGGAUUGACUACGGAACGAACCAUAUUGGCGGAACUCGCUGUGCGCCAAACAUCCCCUAUACAGGCGGAACAACUGGCUCUCGUACCUUCGAUCCAAGGUCCGAUGUAGGACCACAUGGCUGCACAGGACAAAGCGAUGCUUCGUGGCGGGUUCCGUUCUCUCUCCAGAUCCUGCCUGGACUUAUCCUUGGUAUCGGGAUGAUUUUCUUUCCUGAGUCUCCUCGCUGGUUAAUGAAACAAGACCGGGAUGAUGAUGCUAUUGUCGUCUUAUCCAAACUAAGGAGACAAGCUCCCGAUAAUCCGCUUCUGCUCGCCGAGUACGUCGAGAUUCGAGCCGAGGUUUCGUUUGAGCAGCAAUUCAUUCGAGAAACUUAUCCGAAUGUUUCUGCGCUGAAACUUCAAGGGAUACAGUACUGGAGUUUGCUUAGCAAUAAGUCGAGUUUCAGGCGACUGGCUAUUGGUUGUUGCAUCAUGUUCUUCCAGCAGUUUAUAGGCUGUAACGCCAUGAUCUACUACGCUCCAACUAUCUUUGGCCAACUGGGACUUGAUGGCAACACCACCUCCCUCCUCGCAACUGGCGUCUACGGCAUCGUCAACUGCCUCAGCACCCUCCCCGCACUCUUUCUAAUCGACAACGUGGGUCGGCGACCCCUCUUGAUGUGCGGAGCAUUAGGAACGAUGAUUUCGCUCGUCAUUGUAGCGGGUAUUAUCGGUGCUUAUGGUGAUGAUCUCGUGAACCAUAAAUCUGCUGGCUGGGCGGGGAUUGCAUUUAUAUAUAUUUAUGAUAUAAAUUUUUCGUAUUCCUUUGCUCCCAUUGGAUGGGUUUUACCUUCUGAGAUCUUCAAUCUGGCGAUCAGGUCGAAAGCUAUUUCGAUCACGACUUCGACUACUUGGAUGUGUAAUUUCAUAAUCGGUCUCGUAACACCGGAUAUGUUAGAUUCCAUCACAUGGGGCACAUAUGUUUUCUUCGCCGCAUUUGCUCUCAUCGCCCUUGUGUUCGUAUAUUUCCUCGUCCCGGAAACGAGAGGAAAGGCUCUUGAAGACAUGGAUGCUGUGUUUGGUGAUGCGGCUGCGCAUGAAGAGAAGCAGAGGAUGAGACAGAUUGAGGCACAGCUGACCGGACAACAUAUCCACGCUAUUAACAAGGACAAAGUUGUGGAUGAGGAGCAUGUUGAGUAGGAGUUUGGAAGCGAGAUGAAAGAAAGAAAUUGAGGACUUGGCAACGCGGAUAAUGAACAUCUAGCGAAGGUGUUGCAAUAGCGUACAGCUUGAAAGAAAGCAUUGAUAGAGACAGAAUAGAGC